Molecule: messenger RNA, 2703 nt
Organism: Fomitiporia mediterranea MF3/22
Lineage: Eukaryota; Fungi; Basidiomycota; Agaricomycetes; Hymenochaetales; Hymenochaetaceae
Exons: 7
Coding region: 20-2626 (868 amino acids)
Biological process (GO): regulation of ARF protein signal transduction
Molecular function (GO): guanyl-nucleotide exchange factor activity
Source: RefSeq, a predicted model, not a curated record
UGUCCUCCAACGGUUCUCAAUGGGAAUUUUCAGCUCCUCAUCUCCGUCAAGUCCCAUUUCUUCUCCAACUGCUUCAACUAAUAUCACGGACAACAUGUCGUCUUCUCCCCGCCAGUCAGGUACCUUUACAAGAACAUCCUUAUCAAAAUCAGCUGUAGAGAUUCCAAAGCCACGGGCCGAUGAAGAACCACCUGAAGAGUUCUUGGGCAGGCUUGAGGAAGCGGUAAGCAAGGCUGAGAUCGCCAACAUACUUGCUGCAAGUGGUGACUCAUAUUAUAACCAAGCGCUGCAACUCUACAUUGAUCGGUUCGAUUUUGCAAAUGACCCGCUUGACAUAGCCCUACGAAAGCUCCUUAUGGACGUGGGUCUACCAAAGGAAACGCAACAAAUCGACCGUGUCAUGGAGGCCUUCGCCGCGAGAUACACAAAAUGUAAUCCUGAUAUUUUUGUAUCUCCAGAUCACCCGUAUAUUCUGGCAUUUAGUUUGAUCAUGUUACACACAGACGCGUUCAACAAAUCUAAUAAACGAAAGAUGACCAAAGCGGAUUAUGUCAAGAAUACCAAGCUUGUAGGAGUAUCCACUGAUGUCCUCGAGUACUUUUUUGAUAAUAUCGUAUUUGCCCCUUUCAUCUUCAUAGAAGAUCCGCUGGAUGUGAAUGGGCAACGCGGCUUCACGCAAGAUGGGAGGAUGCAAUCUCUAGCAAGCGGCCAAAUGACACCUAAUCCGUCUGGCUCUGGACUGUCCAUUCUGGGCAAGUCAAAUAAAGUGGACGCGUAUUAUCUCAUUACUCGGAAUCUUCUUGGUUCGCUUCGUGUCGACGUUGAGAGCCACAUCCCGUUGCGUAAUCCCUAUUCUUAUCAGGGUACUGCUGGUUCGUGGAAUGAGGCAGAACUUCGUCGGUCGUUUGCCCGAGCAGAUAUCAUCGAGAUUGAUGCAGCAGAUACGAGGAGAAUGUCCACUUUACCGUUCUUCUCAUUAAAUGCCACGGGUGCUCCUGGACCCAUGCUCAAUAACUUCGCGCCUCCAACUUCUUCCGACGAAGAUAGUGUCACAUCCCAUAUCUCAGCGUUGAGAGUAACAAAGGUGGGACUUUUGAAUCGGAAAGAUGAUUUGUUGGAUGGUGGAAAACGAGCAUCGAGCAGGAAGUGGAGGGAGUGGAGCAUAAUCCUGACUGGUUCUCAACUUCUCUUCUACCGCGACUCCGCGGUUGCGUUAAAUCUAGUCAUCCAGUCGCAAUCCCCGGAGAGCGAAAUAUUCCCUACCCAGCCUUCGUAUCUACGACCUGACGAACUGUUGUCCGUGAAAGAUGCGAUUGCGGUAUACGAUGCAUCUUACGUCAAGCGUGAUUAUGUUGUCCGACUUGUCAUGCCUUCCGGUCGACACAUACUGUUACAGACAGAAAACGAAAUACAGCGGAACGAAUGGAUCGCUCAUAUAAAUUACGCAAGUGCAUUUAAAACCGCAGGGAUCAGGAUGCGCUCGGUUAGCGCGAAGGAAGAUGCAAGGAUGGACAGGAGUUCUUACACGAGCGAUGCGCCGCAAAUUCCAGGGGGAAAUGACUCGAGCAAACUAGAUAGCCCUGUCGAGGACACUCGUAACAACAGGCUCCGUAUCUCUUCCGAUGUGGCUCAGGAUAAUUACGUGUCCUUUUCGCGAGUGCGAUCUUCGUCCAUCGAGGGCCCUUCAAGCGGCCAAUCCCGACUGAGGAUUGUCUUGUCUAAGAUUCGAGAUUUUGAGUCAAGGAUUGAAGCAGCACGGACUCAGCUCGAUUCGGACAUCAGACUUGUCCAUAACUUGGCUAUUCUUACAUCGUUCCAGCGUUCUACCCGUGAUCGAUUGCAGGCGUCAGUUAUCAACCUAGGCAGACACAUCAAACAGCUUCGGCUUGAGAUAGUGAAAGCAACUUGCUUUCGCGAUGUCCUUGCCGCAGAUUUGGCUUCAGAGGAGCGUGAGCAUAAAAUUCGGAAAAGUGAGGACAUGGCUUUGGCAGCUAAUCGGGACCAUGGGAGGAAUAAUUCUGUCCCUACGAUGGUACUGUCCGUUCAUGAAAAUGAUGCAACACCUGAUGCGUGUGGCCGGACUUCUUCCCGCAGUGAUCUCUCGGACUUGUCGCAUGGACAGAACGAUUCUUCCAUCUGCGAGUCGUUCCACUCCGCACUUGACUUCGGUUCAGAUUGGCCGCGAAGUAUUCGCAUUACUGUUGGUAACCAGCGGAAUAUGGCUUCGAGUCGGACUCUGGAUCCCAAUUCGCCUCUUACCACUCCUUCUCACGAAGUUCCUCCGGGUGGCUUUAAUGGAUCGAGCUUCUUCUCUUCCUCGUCUCCUCUUGAGCCUUCUUCUGGGCGCGCAUCAUUCUCAUCGCCGUCCAUUGGAACAGACAAAAGCCCUGUUAUAGCGUCACAAAUCUCUGAGGAACAGGCAGAGGAAUGGGACAAGACACGCGCGGCACGUCGAGUGUCUCUAGUCAAGGUCCCUGCGACAUUGAAAGCUUCAAAUAGAGAUGGCCGGCGGGAGGCUUCCUGGGUCACGGAGAAUAACGAUGGUUCGAGAAUAUCCGAAGAUGAAAGGAGACGUUCCGAUGAAUCUACUAGGUCAAAUGGACUUCAGCCGAAGCAAAAUACAUGAUUAUUUUCAUUUUCGUUUCUUUUAUUAAUUAUUGUGACAAUAUAUUAUUCUAGUUACUUAUUUGUCUAUUAUUUAGU